AUGCACGGUUUAAUCAACUCCCUAUGUCUUUUUCUGGCCUCAGUGCCGGCGGUUUUGAGCGCAAACUCAGCUGGAUGUGGGAAAUCCAAAACCCUCACGAGCAAGCAAUACUCGGUGCAGGUCAAUGGAAAAACCCGGAACUAUUUCCUGAACAUCCCAGAUAACUACGACCAAAACAAGCCGUAUCGUCUUGUCUUUACCUGGCACCAAUUGGGCGGCAGUGCUCAGAAAAUCGUCAACGGAGAAGAUCCUACCCGUGGAGGCGCGCUUCCCUUCUACGGCCUCAAAGCCAUUGCCAACAACACUGCAAUUUUCGUGGUUCCAGAUGGACUCAGCCAAGGCUGGGGCAAUCAAGGUGGAGAAGAUGUUACGUUCUUUGAUCAACUUGUCAAGACCGUAGAGGCCGACCUAUGCAUCAACACUAAUUUGCGAUUUUCUACUGGUUUCAGCUAUGGAGGCGCCAUGUCCUAUGCACUUGCAUGCGCCCGCCCCGAGAUGAUCCGCGCCGUUGCCGUUAUCUCAGGUGCGCAGUUGAGCGGGUGCUCUGGUGGGACUAAACCCGUUGCUUUCUACGGCCAGCAUGGUACUUCUGACUCGGUCCUCAAUGUUUCGAUGGGCCGUCAGCUGCGAGACAAAUUCAUUGCCAACAACGGAUGCACGAAACCAGCAUCCGAGCCUCAGCCCAACGGUGGCAGUUCGGUGAAGACAGUGUACCAGGGAUGUAAGGCAGGAUAUCCAUUGACCUGGGUUAUUCAUGGUGGCGAUCAUAACCCGUCGCAAGUGAAUUCAGGUUCAAGCACGCCCUUCGCACCAGGCAAUUCAUGGGAGUUUUUCACACAGUUUACUUGAAAACUGGUAUUACACUAUACUCCAUCUAUGAGUUUGAGCUUCAACCAUUGGGUCAUCAGGUUAAACAAAACUUUGUAACAUCGAAAUCAGAAUCUGUAUAUCACAAUAUGAGGAGAAACAACACUAC
Aaosphaeria arxii CBS 175.79 is the source of this 976-nucleotide messenger RNA. Its product is annotated as carbohydrate esterase family 1 protein. The record is from RefSeq and is a predicted model, not a curated record. The transcript has a single exon. Gene Ontology annotation, molecular function: feruloyl esterase activity. Bases 1 to 849 code for a protein of 282 amino acids. Lineage: Eukaryota; Fungi; Ascomycota; Dothideomycetes; Pleosporales.